AUGAGGAGGGAGAACCAGAGCAGCGUGUCCGAGUUCCUUCUCCUGGGGCUCUCCAUUCGGCCAGAGCAGCAGGACCUAUUCUUCACCCUGUUCCUGGGCAUGUACCUGACCAUGGUGCUGGGGAACCUGCUCAUCAUCUUGCUCAUCUGGCUGGACUCCCGCCUGCACACCCCCAUGUACUUCUUCCUCAGCCACCUGGCUUUCACAGAUGUCUCUUUCUCAUCUGUCACUGUCCCAAAGAUGUUGAUAGACAUGCAGGUUAAGUGCAAAUUGAUCCCCUAUGUAGGGUGCAUUACUCAGGUAUACUUUUUCAUAUUUUUCACUGACCUGGACAGCUUCCUUAUUACAUCAAUGGCAUAUGAUUGAUACGUUGCCAUAUGUCACCCUCUUCACUACACUACUAUAAUGAGGGAAGAGCUAUGUAUCUUAUUAGUGGCGACAUCCUGGAUCCUGGCCUAUGCCAACUCCCUCUCCCAAACCCUUCUCCUGACUCGGCUGUCUUUCUGUGAUGCUAAUACCAUUCCCCACUUCUUCUGUGAUCCUGCUGCUCUGCUCGAGUUGUCCUGCUCAGACAUCUUCCUCAAUGAAGUGGUCAUGUUCACUGUAGGAGUGGUGGUCAUUACCCUGCCAUUCAUAUGUAUCCUGGUAUCUUAUGGCUACAUUGGGGCCACCAUCCUGAGGGUCCCUUCAACCAAAGGGAUCUGCAAAGCAUUAUCUACUUGUGGCUCCUACCUCUCUGUAGUGUCUCUGUAUUAUGGAGCAAUAUUUGGGCAAUAUAUUUUUCCAACAUUAAGUGAUUCCAUUAACAAGGACAUCAUUGUGGCUCUCAUGUACAUGGUGGUCACACCCAUGCUGAACCCCUUUAUCUAUAGCCUUAGGAACAGGGACAUAAAAGAGGCCCUUGGAAAAGUCUUCAGCAGAGCAACAUUUUUCUCGCAGUAA
Messenger RNA from Tupaia belangeri chinensis (Chinese tree shrew), 942 nucleotides. RefSeq names its product olfactory receptor 1J2-like. Gene Ontology annotation, biological process: G protein-coupled receptor signaling pathway. NCBI's taxonomy places the organism in Eukaryota, Metazoa, Chordata, Mammalia, Scandentia, Tupaiidae. The record is from RefSeq and is a predicted model, not a curated record. The transcript has a single exon. Gene Ontology annotation, cellular component: membrane. Gene Ontology annotation, molecular function: olfactory receptor activity; G protein-coupled receptor activity.